Molecule: messenger RNA, 3123 nt
Organism: Patiria miniata (bat star)
Lineage: Eukaryota; Metazoa; Echinodermata; Asteroidea; Valvatida; Asterinidae
Gene: ncaph2
Product: condensin-2 complex subunit H2-like
Exons: 17
Coding region: 192-2093 (633 amino acids)
Biological process (GO): meiotic chromosome condensation; mitotic sister chromatid separation
Cellular component (GO): condensin complex; nucleus
Molecular function (GO): chromatin binding
Source: RefSeq, a predicted model, not a curated record
UGACAUCAUCGAGCGCGCGACUUUCCAAAACAAGAUGAAUGCGUUGUGUUCUCUCGAAAGUCAUGAAAGUGGUCUCGUCAACAAUGCUUGCAAGAGUAGUUUUAAGGAAUAAGAAAACUUGAUUUCGGUGUCAUCCUAUCAGAUGAUUGCAGUGAGUCUAGUACCCUAGCACCUUCACUACCGAUUUGGAGAUGACGCAAGGAGACACAGAGGCCCGCUUCCUGCACCUCUUGCAGCCCAUCCGGGACCUGACUAAGAACUGGGAGGUCGACAUUGCUUCGCAGCUAGAGGACUAUCUGUUAGAGAUUGGAGAGAUUCGGAUUACGUUUGAUGGCGGCUCGACCUCCAUGAACUUUGCUGAGGCGGCCUUGGUGAUCCAGGGCUCAGCCUGCAUCUACAGCAAGAAGGUGGAGUACCUCUACGCGUUGGUCUACCAGACCUUGGAUCUCCUUGCCAGUAAGAAGAAGCUGCAACAGCAGUCGUCUGUGGACGAGGAGGGGAAUGACAAAGAUGCAACAUUUGCAUACCAGAAAAAUGCAGAAGAGUUCCUGUCACUGGAUGAUAUCCAGAUUGCGAAGAACAUUGACUUGAAAGAAGUGGACUUGAACGAUAACCUGGUGAAGAUUGUUCCGAGAACACCGAUGUCUCUACUGAAGGUGAACGGGCUGGAGGAAGACGUGCCACUCAAAGAUUCCAAGGGUGAGGUCUUGGGAAAGAUGGCCGACUUUCGUCUGAUGACGUCGGUCGUCCAGGCCUCUGGCACCCUGCUUCUAGACAUGUCUCAUAUGUCGCUCCUGGAAGCGUCGAUGAUGAGGCAUCCGAUGUCUACGCCACUGCCUGGACCACUGCAAGGAAAUAAUGCGAAUGACGGGAAUGGAUUUCCAGAUAAUGCUGUGGAACCCAUGGGGGACAAUGUUGACGAGAUGCCCCUUCACCAAGACGCUAAUAUGAGCUUGGAUGAUGUUGACAUGGCUGACCCUCCUGAUGAGUCGUUUACUGAGCCACCUCACCCAGAACCAAACCAGAUGGAAGGCAGGAGGGAGUUGAGGCCUCUACGCAUCCAGCCCAAGCUCAAAGCGCCGGCCGUCGACCCAUGGACCACGCUGGAUCCUCACGAGGCAAAAGCUCUCCCCGAAAAACCCUUCAAAAAAGGCAAACCGUUCAAGAUACCGGCGUCUCUGCUAGCGGCCAACAGCAAGAAGAGAAAAAGGAAAGGCUUGCCAGAGAAGCCGCAGACUCAACCCCUGACUCCUAUAUGUCAGUUCAUCAACAAAGCCUAUUAUUCCCACGCGUCCAAGUUCCCAAACAGCGCCCUCAAGAGGCCGCUGUUUCCCGAGUUUGACAACUUGUAUUACGCCGAGUUCAAGCGGCAGCAGGCAGCGCGAAAGAAAGAGAAGGAAAUUCUGGCCAAGCAAGGCAGGUUUCAGGAGCUUGCAGAACAGGAGGCGGAGGAAGAGAAUGAUUUCAACCCCGCCCCCGAGGAGGGACCCUUAGGAGGGGCGGAGUUAGCGGGGAUGGAGGACUACGGAGGGGCGGGACUUGAUGAUGUCGACGACGAUGAGGGGGGUGGAGGAUUUGACGGAAUGGCUGGUGACUUCGGCGCAGUGGAUAGAUCAGGGGGCGAAUUCCCAAGCACACAAGAGAUAGUCACCAGCUAUGAAGAGCUUGUACGGAAACAUGUGGAGGCGUACAUGAUCAGUGCACAGCAGUACACCCAGGUGACUGAGCUGGGCAGAAGGGUGCAAGCAUGGGAAGACAGAAUCAGCCCCAUACUCCACAGGGAGGAGAAAUUUGGUUUCUUCGACAUCCACGAGUACGGCACCAUCGUCCUGGACAGACUGGAAGAGGUCGAAAAGAAAGAGCAGAAGACCGGGCAGGCCAUACCCUUCAGUAAGCUGAUGGAGGACAGGCACGCCCACGACAUCAGCAGGUUAUUCCUGGCGACGUUACAACUGGCCAACGUUUACAAUGUGGAAAUUGACAGCAGAGGAACAGACGAAGACGCCAUGGACACAAUGUCGCUGAAACUACUGAACAAGAAACGCCACAACGAGGAACUGCAGGAGUAUAGAGCGCCCUCUUUUGACAAGUAACAUUUACACUCCUGGGUUUUUAGUUUUUCUUAACGGUCAUGUAAAUAAAUUAUAGAGCACUCUUCAUAAAAUGUAAUGUUUCAUGGAAUAAAUAAUUCUUCACGGAUGUCAUUCCCGUAAUUUUUUUUUUCGGAAUUAAGGUCGCGCGGAGUAUACGCCGCAGCAGACAAAAAUCUGCAAAUUAAGAUUUGAAGUCGGCAUAUUAGCUGCACCAGCGUAUAGGCCGCACCGGCCGUAGCGGUUUCAAUUUUGUAAGGCCUCCAAAUUCGGAAGUCAAAAGGCUCUGGACCAGUUAAGCCGCCCUGUGUAUAAGCCGCAGUUAACAUUUUCAUGGGCAAAAUCAACAUAUAAACCGUGGAUAAUAUUCCGCAAAUUACGGUGCUUAAUUCAGGGAUGGCAAGAGAUCUGCUGCCAAAGACAAAUUUUGAUGGGUUUUGGAGGGUUUUUUUGGGUUUUUUUUUUUUUUUAUCCAGAGCAUUUUCGUAAUACGAUGUAAAUAUCGAGGCAGGUGUACAAAGGGUUUUUCUUCCAGUUCUGUACUGGAAAACGGUAUUUAGUGAUCAUGAGUGAAAUUUAGCAUUUGUGAUAUACAUAUACUAUUCAAAUUGUAUUCAAAAGUACAUAAUGUCUUGAAGUAUUUAGAACAUUUGCUGAUGUACUUUGUAAGUGUAUUGUAUUUUCCAAAAAUUUGUCAAAUUUGAUGAUUGUUUUAGAGAGGUAUAAGCAAAUAACAUGAUGUAUGAACAAAAUGUAACAUUGGCAAGUUGUCAAAAUUUGUAUUCUUUUCAAUCCUAAUAUGUAAGUUAAGCGUUUUUGGUGUUUUUUAAAGUUGCGCCAACUUAAUAAUAGCUUCAAUACAUGUACAGUAGUUUGCUGAAUAAGUCUAUUGGACAUGAAUUUGUAGGGUUGUUUUUGAUACAAAAUCUUUCUAUCAUCAAAACUUUGUUUCUUAAAGGCACUUUUUUUGUCCAUCUCAAAAUACAUCGGGUACUUUGUAAAUUGUAAAUAAAAAGUACAACGUCAUCACUAA